Drosophila eugracilis is the source of this 4789-nucleotide messenger RNA. RefSeq names its product ichor (gene ich). Gene Ontology annotation, molecular function: DNA-binding transcription factor activity, RNA polymerase II-specific; RNA polymerase II transcription regulatory region sequence-specific DNA binding. Lineage: Eukaryota; Metazoa; Arthropoda; Insecta; Diptera; Drosophilidae. The record is from RefSeq and is a predicted model, not a curated record. The transcript is spliced from 3 exons. Gene Ontology annotation, biological process: embryonic pattern specification; embryonic hindgut morphogenesis; regulation of transcription by RNA polymerase II. The coding region runs from base 1090 to 2859 and encodes 589 amino acids. Gene Ontology annotation, cellular component: nucleus.
AUGUGCUGUCAGCGUCGGCGUCGACGUCGCCGUUGAACUUCUUGGCUCGGAAAUUUCUUUUCGUGUUGCGCCUGCGCACAGUUGGCUUUCUACCGUUGACGUCUGCGGAUUUGUGCGCACCCAGUGUCUGCGUUUCAUCGUUUUUUCUGUCGAUUUCGCGGUUCGGUUCGAUUUGAUUGUGGACGUGGACUUCAUCUUCCUCCUCUUCGCACACAUCUACACGUAGAGAGAUACAGAUACAGAGAUACAUAGUGUGGCGAACAUGUGAAGUGGCAAUAAUCGAAAGAGCAAGCCACAGAAAUUAGAACAAACCCAUAGCAAAAAUACAAAAGAAAGAAAGAUACAAAAAGAAAAAGAAGUGAACAAAUUCAAAUACAAAAUUAAAAUGCGGCUAAUAAAUUGUGAAAAUGGUUGACAAAAAGUUAAAGAAAUUGUCAAAUACAUUCCAAAUUCAACUACUUAAAUCCCCAAAAAAGUGCUAAAAGUGAAAAAAAAAAAAAAACAAAACAGAAAACAGUGCAAUACGAAAGGAAAUACGCUUAAUAAAAAGUUAAAAUUCAAAACAAAUUAUUUAAAUAAAAAUUAAAUAAUAUUACACAUGCUAAAUACUCCCAAAACCAAAACGCUGUUGUAAAUAUUUUAACCCGGAAAUCAGCUGCGUUUGCCCAUUGUACAUACUGCAAAAAACAAAAAACCAAAUCAAAAAUAUUGGAAAUCAAUCAAAAUUAAACUAUUAUCCACUACGGAACUAUCAUCCCAAAAAGUUAUAUAUCUUUAUCCCACACAUAAUAAACAAUAUCUAUACCCGCUCAUUAUUUUAUGCAUAGUUUUAUGUCUUCUUCCCAUUGUUUUUGAUUUUUAAAUUACCACCCCAAGGAUUAUUAAAUAUUAAAAAUAAAACAAGGAUUAUCGCAAAACACAAAAAACUUAAACCACAAAGUUGAUAAAUUUUUGAACAUUUGUUUUCAAAAUGUCUAUUAGCUGAAGCUGCAAUUUCGUAACACUCAUAACUUGGCCCUUGGAUAACACAGGAUCUGUUAACCCUCGGAUCGCCGGAAGAUUCGCCUCGAUCGCCUGGGUCCACUGACAAUGAAGUUUUGCAGCAUGAACGGCCCAAGUGAAUCGGAAGUUGAGAGCCUGCUGAUGAGCCCGUGCUGGGGACCGCCCCAAACCUCUGCCCAGGAUCAGUAUCUGCUCGAUGGGCACAAGCUGUUGCUGGAGCAUGACUUGGACUCCCUGCCCAGUGAUGCGGAUCAGAAGAAUUCGUUGGAUGUGCUGGAUAAUCUGCUCUUAAAUGGAUCAUCCCUGAAUGCCUUGUCGGAUUUAAAGCCGCUGCCACCAUUUACAGGGUAUACGGGUCAUCUGUCUAUAAAUGGAAUCUCUGGCCACCAUUACCAUGCCAUUGCCCAAAGGCUGCCGGAUGAGAGCAAUAACAACUAUAUGCAGAGUGCCUAUCACCAGCAGAAUCAAUCGAAUCCCACAUCCACAACGCAAUCGAAUGGGGGCAAUAGCAAUAGUAACUCCAACUCCAAUGAGCACAACAUAGUCUCCUCCUCCACCUGCUUACCAGAGAGUGUCCUGAGUGGGAGUGGCCAAAAUGGUGGCAACGAUGGUUGCCUGGCGGACGUCAAGCUCUUCGCCGAUAGUCAACUAGAUUCUAAGCUUUACUCCGUUGCCGAUAGCUGUGUGAUGAAUGGUUCCGGUACGGGAUCCACACAAAAUGGCAAUGGAGCCGGUCCCAGCAUAGCCACAUUAACGCCCAUCGAUCAGGUGGCCGAUUCCCUGCACAAUUCCGGUGUUCGCAUCUACAAGGAUCUGACGGAGUAUGUGGAUAUGAAUUCCAUUGAUGAUAUAGCCGCCAUUAUAGGUUCCGCGAUUGCGGAUACCACGGUGCCGAAUCAGCUGGACAAAGACGAUAACAAUGAUACGCGGGACAGUUGGAUGGAUCUCGAUGCCUGGAUCGAUGGCAAUUGCAUACAGCAGGAGUCGGCCAAGGUUUUGGUAUCACAGCAGGAUUCUCUCGGAGAUUUCAUGCUGCCGCACAGUCCACUGCCCAUGCAUGCCAGCAGUUCGACGCUCCAGAGUUUACUGAGCCAUGGCUAUAUGCCAUUGCUGCAGAAUCGCCUGCAGAACGGUCCACCAAAUGGCCAAUCCUCGGGUGGCGGAGCGAAUCAAGGAGCGGGGAUCAAGGGUGAUCCCCAGGCGCCGACAUCUACCUCGUACUGUAACGAACUGGCGGCGGCCACCAGCAGCAGUUGCAGUCCACCCGGUUCGGUGGUCAGCACCACGGACAAUCCAAAUGGUCUGAUGAUCAAUCCGCGUUACUUGAGCAAUCCAACUAACAACCAGGGGACGGGGAAUCCCCAUCAGCAAGGUGGCUACUCCAUGCAAGGUUCUGGCCUAUCUCUCAAGGAUAAUGGCCUCUGCUCGCCGGAUCUCUUGGGCAAUUAUCCGCAUACGACAACGGCCAGCACGACGGGCUCGGAGAUGCGAACUGGUGCGCCCAAGGCCAAGAGAUCCCGUUCCCAAAAGAAGUCCAACCAGCAGCAACAACAGCAGCAACAACAACAACAACAGCAGGUAGAGGGCGGUGGUCCACCAACCACGCCCCAAAUGAGCGCCAUUUCACCAUCAGGCUUCAGUGCCAGCGAUCUUAGUGGUCUGCUUGGCAAGGAGAAGCCCGUCCAUCGGUGCAGCAUUUGCAAUCGAGGAUUCCUCAACAAGUCCAACAUCAAGGUGCAUCUGCGCACCCACACCGGCGAGAAACCCUUCCGCUGCGACGUCUGCGCCAAGGCCUUUCGCCAGAAGGCGCACCUGCUCAAACAUCAACAGAUACACAAGAGAAUUGGGCGUGACUGACGCUCCUCCACGAGCUUUAUGUUUUAGCCGCACAAACCAGUAGCAUCUACCAGGGAGAUAUUCUAUGACCAGCACAGAAAACUAAGAUGACUUUUUGAUUCGAUUUGGUGGUUAGGCUAUGGGUAUAGGUUCAGCUAGCCAGAAUCUCCAGAAGUUCUUCUUUAAAAAGUAGAAAUUUUGGUGAUUCUUGGAGAGAUGAAGUUUUAUGCUUUGAAAACCACUGAAAUUUGAACUUGAUAUGACAAAAAUAUAUAUCUCUGCUAUUUGAUAUUUAGGGAAACAAAUUCAAAAAUCUUUUUAGGCCAAGAAACCAAUAGUUUGGAACCCUCGUAAGGGUUUAGUGAUUAAAAAGUUCUUGAAACUGCUUUCAAGGCAUUUAAAAUCAUUAAAAUUAAUAGCAAAUGUGGUUUUUUAUCAACUGUAACCCGAAAAAGCAGUUGAUAUAUAUUCUUUGAUCCAUUCAAGUUCAUGUCAUCUUAGACUUUUCUGUAAUUUGGUUCCUCUAAGGAUCCAAGCUGGUAGAAUUCUUCCUGUGUUCACAGUGUACGUGUGUGCCAGUGCUGGGCCAGGAUAAUGUCUGAGUAUCGUUCAGAACUCGGAGAUUAUCCCAGUCUAUAUAUAGAGAGUAUAUAUAGUUCAAAUUUGAAAAGGUCACGCAGUGGCAUACACACACUUUUUGAUAUUCGUUGUUGUUGGUUGCUUUUGAUCUCUUCGCUUAUUCGUAAUUAGUGAGAAAUGAAGGUUAGGAAAAUGCCAAAAAACUUUUAAAAUGUCAAAGAAAAGAUAUUAGAAAAGAAACUUUAAAUUGUUGUAGAUACAAAAACCAAUCUUUAACUAGAGAGAAGAAACAAAAUUUAUCCCUUUUAACUUCUAACAGGUUAGUUCAACCUUAGUUAACAUCAACCUACUACCUCCAAUUAUAGAAAAAAACAUAAGAUCAAGUUUAGAAACACUUUAUAAGAUCCAUCUUUAGCUCCUUAGCUUCAGUUAAAGCGAAAAUCCAAAGAGACCACAAGCAAUGUAAGAACAACGAAGCGUCCAAUUGUCAUUCUGCAACUGUUGUUCUGUUUUGAUGCAGGGUCGCGACCUUCUAGCUGCAAAGGUCCUGGCACAGGUAAAUCAUAAUACCCCCCCUCUAACAAUCUAGACAAUAAUAUUAACAAAAGUUGUAUAAAGUUCUGAAUGUUGUCUGUACCUCAUCAUGUUGAAAACUGAAAAAAAGUGACGCAUACAAAUUACAUUUUAAAUUAAAACUAAUCAAGAAAGCAAUAACAAUUUUAAAUUAAACUACUAUUAAAAUGUACAAAAAACCAAUGGAAAAAGCGUUAUUUUUAUAGUAAUGUUCUUAGUUUUUAAGAUUUAGUAGCGGGCUUGGCAAAAUAUUAUUCAUAAUAAUUAAUUUGCAAAAAAAAAAGAAAAGAAAAAAGAAAAUCUGAAACGUAAAAUAGAAUGGAAAAUCUUAAAAUGAUGAAAAUCGUUUAGCAAUGUACUCAAGUAAUAAACUCGAUUUAAUUUAGCCAAUAGCGUAAAGCGUUGUUAAUUUGUUUUUUAAAAAAAAAGUUUGUUGCUAAAGUUUUAACGUUAAUCUUAAAUAUAAAUUAUGUUCGAUAUAUAACCGAAAUUAUUUAUCUUAAAUCCAACACUCAGCACCCGAAAAAUCAGAUUAAAUAAAACCAUAAAAUAGUUUAAUUCUAAUUUAAAUUAAUGUAUAAUUUCCAUAAAAAAAACAAUUAAUAAUUGUGUUAUUUUAGUUAUCGUGCAAUUUUAUUUAUUUCUAAAAACAAAACAAAAAAAAAACAAACUUGAAUUUUGUUCAACACAUUUCGAUUUGUAAAUAUUUAUUUCGUAAUUGUAAUGCUUAAUAUUUAAUUAAUUAUUUUAUAAAUAAAUUCAAAUGUCAUUCAAAAUGUGCAAAACAAACUAAGCCUAA